This is a messenger RNA of Branchiostoma floridae (Florida lancelet), 999 nucleotides long. RefSeq names its product 5-hydroxytryptamine receptor 6-like. NCBI's taxonomy places the organism in Eukaryota, Metazoa, Chordata, Leptocardii, Amphioxiformes, Branchiostomatidae. Gene Ontology annotation, cellular component: dendrite; membrane. The transcript has 5 exons. Bases 30 to 950 code for a protein of 306 amino acids. Gene Ontology annotation, molecular function: G protein-coupled serotonin receptor activity; neurotransmitter receptor activity. The record is from RefSeq and is a predicted model, not a curated record. Gene Ontology annotation, biological process: G protein-coupled receptor signaling pathway, coupled to cyclic nucleotide second messenger; chemical synaptic transmission.
UUUCGUUACCCAAGGUCGGCGCCCUUGUGAUGCCCCCUGCCAUUGGAGUCACCCUGUACGGAGAGUGGAUAUUCUCCCCGGGAUUCUGCGCGGUCUGGGUCUCGUUUGACGUCAUGCUGUGCAGCGCCUCCAUCCUCAACCUCUGCGUCAUCAGUCUAGACAGAUAUAUCCAGAUCACGCGGCCCCUCCAACACGACACCUACAUGACCAACACGCGGGCCGGAGUGCUGAUCGCCCUGGCCUGGCUGCUCGCCAUCUUUGCCUCCUUCCCGCCCAUCACGCUGGGCUGGCACGAGCACCCCGGACACCCGAGUCUCAGCGACCUGACCGCGCUGUCCCCGCGGCCGCAGUGCGUCUUCGACCCGAGCAAGACGUACGCGCUCACCGCUUCCAUCGUCACCUUCUAUAUACCACUGGCAGCCAUCCUCUUCACCUACAGCCGGAUCUACAAAGAGGCGAAGUCCCAGGCGACGCGCGUGGCCUCCCUGAAUAAGCAGUUCCGCACGGAGUCCAGACGGAAGAACGGGAAGCGUGGCAGCCAGCCCAGCGGGCCCUCCUCCACCAAAGCCAUCCGCACGCUGGGAGUGAUCCUCGGAGCCUUCAUGGUCACGUGGCUGCCUUUCUUCAUCUCGAAUAUCGUGCGGCCCUUCUGCGGCUGCGUGCCGGGGGAGGUGUUCGAAGGUCUGACGUGGCUGGGCUGGUGCAACUCCACCAUGAAUCCCGUCAUCUACCCGCUCUUCAUCAAGGACUUCAAGCAGGUCUUCCGCAAGUACCUGCCGUGCUGUCGCCAGCCGCCAGGGGGCAACGUCAUGGGCAUCCACGGGGUCCCGUUCCCGCUGCCGGGCCCGUCCACGUCCAACGAGAACGGCAACAUCGAAAUCAGCACUGUAGCCGGGACCGUUCCCGCCAACAACCGCGUCGAUUCGCCGGUGGAUGAACAGGCGAACUAAAAGGCAAAGACUUUUCAACCCAUUUCGUCUCACGCCCAAAACCGCGUUG